This is a messenger RNA of Penaeus vannamei (Pacific white shrimp), 3685 nucleotides long. RefSeq lists its product as uncharacterized. The record is from RefSeq and is a predicted model, not a curated record. Gene Ontology annotation, molecular function: protein binding; extracellular ligand-gated monoatomic ion channel activity. Gene Ontology annotation, biological process: monoatomic ion transport. NCBI's taxonomy places the organism in Eukaryota, Metazoa, Arthropoda, Malacostraca, Decapoda, Penaeidae. Gene Ontology annotation, cellular component: membrane.
UCUGAGUGUAGAAGCAGGAACACUCAACCCAAACCCAACUCUCCUCAACUGUCUUUAAUUUAACAAGCCGCCUUUUAUUUGACGCCCAGAGAAAUGCUGAAGCCUGGUGGUCUGUGGGUGGAAGCGGCAGUGCUGGCUGUGGCGGCUGCGGCGACAGCGGUGCCAGCGAGAGCGGACGACGCCCACAGCCGCGUGGUGGGCGUGCAGCAAGGGCUCUGGACGGUGCCAUCCAACCAGGUGUUCCUACGAUACAACUUCUCCGUGCCAGAGGACGAGCCUGUCCCCACGCUUUUCAAUUACACCAUCUGCUACUGGAUCAGAGGCGAAAGGGCCGCGUCACUUUUCACCCACGUUUCUUAUGCCGUGAGUGACCUGGAUGCCAACAACAUUCUAUUGUACCAGGGACACGACCGCCUCCUCGCCUUCGUCAACGGCGUCUACCAGCGCGUUCCACAGGCACGCGAGUUCCCUUUCGUGCCCGGCGUCUGGCAUCACCUCUGCCACGUGGUCGAAGAAGAGAACUACGCCGUUUACUGGGGAGGGAAGGAAUUCGUGAGCGGGAAGUUGGCGGGAGUUCCUGGAGCUCCGCUGAAUGGAAGUCUGGUCAUUGGCCAAGAACAAGACAGGUUUGGCGGACACUUCGAUAAGUAUCAGGUUCUGUUCGGGGAAAUCGGGCAGCUGAACUUCUGGGACCGAACGCUGCCUCUCGCGGAGAUUGGGAAAAUGGCGUCUUGUGGGUGGUCAGGUCGAGGAAACGUUUUCAGUUUGGACACGGCGGACAUGGAGGUUGUUGGAAACGUUUCGGACACGAGGGUGGAGCUUGGUCACUUUUGCAAGGAGACGCCACACUAUGCUGUUCUGUCCGAGAGGCUGACUUUCCAGGCAGCCUUGGCGCAGUGCCGGGUCCUGGGCGGCACCGUGCCAGCGCCGUCCUCAAGCUACGACAAUGACAUCCUUCUUAAGAACGCCGAGCCCUUCAUGGACAGCUGCGCACCUGGAUCCAACUGGAAGUACUGGCUCGGGAUUGCCCACAAGGAGGAGAACGACACUUGGAUCUCCGUCGAGAGCGGCGAGGAGGCGCAGUACCUCAACUUUGCAAAGCCGUACCCAAUGAGGUCCAAUCUGUUCCAGUGCGUGGUGCUCUUGGACGACGGCACUUGGGCGAAUCACCGGUGCAGCCUCAAGAAGUGCGCGAUCUGCCACCUCCCGACGCCCGGUGUCCUGUACCUCAGGGGCUUCUGCUUCGACUCAGAUUGUCAGAGGAAAUUCCGGGUGGCUGAGUACUUCGGCGGGCGGCUGGUGUUCCGCGGCCACGAGGAUCUCUUCAUCUUCUGGAGCGAAGGAGACGAAGCGUGGCGCCUGCAUGACAUAGACCGGAACGUGAGCGUGGCUCGAACGGAGCAGGUCGGGCGCAACAGCUAUCCUGUGGGGACUCAUCGCUGGGUGGCCGUCGAGCAGGUCUGCGACAUGCAGAAGGGAAGUGUUUUUGAAAUGAUUCUGUCAACGUGCACGGACGAUCUUUUCGUGUGCUCUUCGGGAGACUGUAUCGAGCGGAAUCUUCGCUGUAACUUAUGGAAUGACUGUUCUGACGGCAGCGACGAAGAAAACUGCGACGUUGUUGCAAUCGGGAGCAGUUACCAGCCCCAUCUGCCCCCCCGAGGACCCACGGACGCUGCACUCACUCUCACGCCCACUGUCACGCUGUCCCGCAUCGCUAAAAUCGAUGAGAUCGCCAUGUCCGUCACGCUCGAGUUCUUCACCACCCUCGCCUGGCGCGACGAGAGGCUCAGCUUCCAGCACCUGACGCCCGGGAAGGAGACGCCGGUCCCGGCAACGCAAGCGGAUAGAAUGUGGAUCCCUGACUUCCAGCUGCUGGACCUCGAGGGAGGGCAGCCCAAGGUCCUGGAUGAGAAGGUCAUGAUCACCACAGCUAACAACGCUACUUUGCCCGCGUUUAACAGCAUAGAGAGAGAUCUGACAUAUCCCGGAACAGAAAACGACCUCACAGUGACUCGCCAGUUCAUCGCGAAGUUCGCCUGUUCCUUCAACCUCCACACUUACCCCUUCGACAAGCAGGAGUGCAGCAUCAACCUCCAGCUCUCCCGCGCCUACCAGGACCGGGUCAGCUUCUCGCUCGAGGGCUGGACAGGGACCUACACCGGCCCAGAGGAACUCGCUCUCUAUACGGUCAAGGGGGUGGCGUUUCGCUCCACGGACGACGCACGAACUGAACUGAGUCUCGGCUUCGAACUCCACCGUCGGCAGGGAGUGAUCCUGCUCUCGACCUUCGUACCUUCGGUGCUGCUCCUGCUGGUGAGCUGGGCGGCCCUCUUCCUCAAGGACCUGAACGUGAGUGCGAAUCUGUCGCUCACGAACCUCCUGGUGCUGUAUACUCUCUUUUCCAACUUGCUUCGCUCCGUCCCCGACACCGCCGCCGUCAAAAUGAUCGACAUUUGGUUCUUCUUCGCCAUAAGCCUUCUCUUCCUCAACAUCAUGGUGAUCAUCUUUCUGGACUACGUCGCCGGCUUCUUCCUGAACGCCCAGACGGGAACGAGCCCCAAGGACACGAGUCUCGAAAAGAUACGAGAGAGGAUCAUGUCGCUGUACAGAUCAGCGAUUCCCUUUGCGUUCCUGGCUUUUAAUGUCUCUUAUUGGUGGUUAGUGGUGUUUGUAUUCAAAUGAUUUCGCAUGUUUUGGGGACGAGCAAUCAGUCACAGCGUGUAUCUUGUCACUGAUCAGAAUGAAUUAGACUUCACAAGCAUAUGUUUCGCAGUCAUUCAGGUAUUAUUAUAUCAGUGUUAAAAUGAUGUUGCAAUUGGAACUCCGAGAUACUGUUAAUAAGAAAAAUAUUGUGUGUCAUUUCAAAGAAGGAAAAAUGUAAAAUCAGAAACGUUCCAAUAUUUGAAAUGCAUGAAUUCCUACCUAAAUUAUUCUGACUGCAGAUAAGACUCCAGCCCCACAAACAUUAUUAUAAAUUGAUUUGUGAUAAAUAAUAUUUGUUGAAUUACACUAAAUGUAUAUCUUUGUACCAAGCCUACUAAUAGGAAUUAUUCAUAAAACAUUGAACGUUUUCAUUGUUUUUCUCAGCUGUAUAAAAGAUCAAAAGCAAAACCAAAUAUCUUUAUUUUGCCAAAUAAUGUACAUUCCUACGCGUGGAUUCGUAAUAGAUGUUAAUGGUUAUUUGACUGACCCCCCCCCCCCCCAAGAGUAACUCUCCCUCAGGAAUAAGUUACUAUCUAUAUUUGAAAAAUACAUUUGCAAUAAUUAUUUAUCCAAACCCCAGGCAGCUUACCAAAUACUGAAGGGAAAUGCAUACACCCCAGUACAGUCAUUGACCAUAAGACACAGCUUGGUAACAGUACUUUUCACAUUCUUAUUUUCAUAUUCUUUAUAUUAUAGUGUUGUAAAAUACGAUAUUUGAUUAUAGAGAUAAACAAAAGAGAGAGACAGAACAAAGACUUGUUAAAUCAUUUAACAUAUCGGGAUUAGAAUUGAAUUUCAGUGCAUAUUUGAAGGUUUGCAAGGUUGCACAGAAUUGCAUUCCAUCAGAAAGGGCAUUCCAGAAUGUUGGAUAAAUGAUACUGAAUUUUGAUCGGACAGAUCGCAUGGAUUAUGGAUUUUUUCCCCUCUCAGGAUAUAUGAAUUCAUGAAUUCUAAAACUAAACAGAUUAUCCAGCCGUACAAA